AUGCCAGCUCUCCCAGAGAGUCUCCCUCCAUCUGUUGCGAGUGAAUGGCCCGCAAGCUCAAAAGAGUCUAUGAAGUCGUCUGGCAGGAGGAAUACACCCUUGAAUACGCCUGUUCCUACUCCACCCCCCAGGACUUCGUCUGCGAAACAUUCCUUGAGCAGGAGCAGCAGCAAGAGCGACAGGCAACGCGUGAGACCGCAGCAGGAAGCUACACCUUCCUCAUUGGACUUAGAACGCAGCCCCUUGGCAGCCCGAGGUCAGCCAGAUCUGGGAAGUGUCGGAGAGUCGUUGCAGCAUCGCACUCUUGUACGUGCUCAUGCCAAUCUCCAGCAGUCGUUGCGCGAUGUACCUCCCGGAGCAGCCCGACAAGUCGCAGAGACCUUGAGCAAUCAGAGAACUGGCGCGAUUGACAGUUAUCGGCGGGGUUCUACGCGUCACAAUCAAGAUUUAUCACGUCGGGGUGUCGAGAAUCGACGUCAGCCGACUGAAUUCACGCAGGUCCAAGAGAGGACUGCGCCUAUGGAAGCUCGUCCGAAGACCCCUCGGGAUGCGGAAAUCGCAACACAAAGCUCCCCAGGCCGCACAGGGAAGCUUUCUCGCUUCGGACUGUUUGGUCGCCGAACCAAGUCUCCAGCCGUCGAAGUCGAAAAGUCACCUCGGAAGCUGCAACGGAAAGGGCCCGCGGCUGGGACAGGCCAUGAGGGAUAUGGAAAAUAUGGAAGAAGAGGCCGCAAGACAUCUGAAGAGAGUGGUUCAGUCCGAGGGAGCGAGAGCGAAAGGUCUGUGAGCAGCACCAGAAGGGUCCCUUUGUUCUCAUCCAAGAGUAAGGAGAGCCGCAGCAGCAGUCGCCACAAUCGAAGCAGUCAAUCUGAUCUCGAUGAGUUUGCAGCUAGUCGAAUGAAGCCUAUACCUAUCAUCGGCGGCUCCGGCAGUAGCAUGAAGAGCAAUUCUGGGACUCGACUCGACUUAUAUGAGAGCUCUUCCGUUCCACCAGCUCCCGUCUUAGAUAUGUGGGGAGCCGCUUCGCAGUCUCAGGCGUCCAUCGGUCAACACUCGUUCCAAGACAGCCCGCAUGUCGCCAGGGAUCAAGUAUCGAGUCAAGGCAGUGUCCCUACGCUGGCAAUACGUCGAUCUCAACGCUUUGGCAACGAUACAGAGAGUUUCAAUCUCCCGACCCCGAUUCGGACAGAAGGACUUUCAGCACCUUUAUAUAUUAACAGCCAAGACGACAGCCGUUCUUCCGCCUUUCCGACCUCUACACCUAGCACAACGACUGAUCCUAGCCGCGGCGAUACUGCUCUGCAGAAACCAAAGGAUAAGAAGUCUAGGAGGCUUAGAUGGAAUAUAUUUCGAAGGAAGGAACGGGAGCCAGAACCCGAGAGACCCAUUGGCGCAUCCUCGUCUUCGCCCGAGGAGAUGCCAGUCAGCGUUUCCUCGAUUCCUGUCCCUCGACCUAUGCCGUACUAUGCUGUUAUGGAUUCUGAGAGUGAAGUCAAUCCACCUGAGCAUGUUGGGGAUUACCUCUCACAGGUGGUUGAUUCGCCCGCAGUCAGUCCAUUAAUUGGCGGAUACGAAGCAGACUUCGCUGAGGAUUGGCCGGAACCCUCCAUACAUGAAGAUAGCGUCUUUCUCCCCACUGCACCAAUAUCGCCACCACAAUCGUUUGCAAGGUCGCCGCCAGCAGUGCCGUUACGGAGUUCGAUCGAGCCAGUUUCGGUGCAGGUGGAGGAGCCACCGCAAAGACCACCGCGCCUUAUCCGAGUUGGAAGGAUCCCGCCAGUUGUACCACGGAGCGAGAGACAGCAUAAACCUAGCCGGACGUCAUUUUCUCAACCAUUCGUCAGGAACCCUACCGAGAAUCCCUAUGCGGUGUCGGGCGCCUCAGAAGCCCUGACGUCUAUGCCACUCCAAAUUAGCACCGAUGUGCUACCUAGCAGACCAUUCGCUGUUGUGGAUAGUGCCAAACCUGCCAGUGCUCCGGUCUGGGGAGAGACAGAAUUCUUACGAUUCCCGUCGAGGCAGCCAUCGGAAGUCUCCGCUUCUAGUAGCUCGGAGGAAGUCUUGAGCAUGCUUGGACCACCGUUAAUCCCAGGUCUACCCAGUGGUCCCGUCUCUGGAGGACCUACUCUGCAGCAAGAGUCCUACCUACCAGCUAAUCCUAGCAUCGACGAGGUCUGGAAUGAAUACGACGAUUUCAUUGACCAUGUCAUGUCGCCUUCCCGAAGCAGGAGGAGUGUAAAGGCCCUGGCACAGCAAGGUAAAUCAGGACCAAUGCGUCUCGAACCUCUUCCACAGUUGGCGCGGUCGGAUCAACCCCCAGAGGAAGAACAAACAGAUCCGAUCUUGUCAGAAUUUCCUAUUCCUGGCAUGAAGAAACCUGUCUUCGCACAAGCCCUGGCGACUUCAGCUACGCCUCCAGUUGUCUUUCCUCCGCCUACAAUGCCUGAACGAACCGUGGGGGAGGACAUUCGAUUGCGCCGAUCACGAAUCGUUUCGGCCUUGCAUUCUUCAAUCGACCCUGCAUCGCCUUUCUCAAUCCGCGAUUUACUUAGCGAAUACGAAAAUCAUCCAAGACAUAGUACUAAACUCUCUGAGCGCCUAAGCACAUCUACGGCAGGUCGCUCCCUCGAGCGCCUAACCACGACAACAAGUGAGCCUGAGGUGCCUCUGGAACCAUCUCACCAAGAGAAUGUCACUCUGCUUGAUGUUGUACAACGAGGCAAAGACCCAGUCGCUCAGUCAGAGCUGCACUAUGCCUCGCUCAUGGUGGCCAAAUGGUUGUCAUUUGGGCGAGUUCUAUUCUCGCCCGCUCAUGAUGGGAUCGAUAAGUACGCUGAGCGCCACAUCCUCGUCAUCGACGGGUUGGGAAACGAGGAUUGGUCCAUAUACUGUGCAGUGACUUAUGAGGCGCAAAAAGCAUAUGUCCAUGAUCUCAAGGAGAAGGCCACCUCGAAAGGGACGAAGACGUCAAGACCCUCUCAGCAUGCCCCAGACAACCAUCGACGAGCGGAAGUAUCGAGUUUCUACGAAAAGUUUCCUUUCCCACCGGAUUUCUUCUCCGUUGUCGUCUUUCGUUUCCCCCCGGCCAUGGCAGAAGCAAAGAUGAAGAACAUUAUAUCCGAAUGCAAGCGAGUGUUACAGCCAGGCGGGUGUUUGGAGCUGAUGCUCCUGGAUCUUGACAUCGUGAAUAUGGGUGUGCAGACUCGGAGGGCUGUCCGAGAGCUCAAGUUCAGAAUGACGACAGCAGACAAGCAGAUCAGCCUCCGGCCGAUCAUCGACAACGUCCAGAGCGUAUUAGGCUCACGGGGGUUCACCAACAUCAGCCGCUGCGUGGUAGGAGUACCCGUCGCAGGUCGCCCCUCAGGCUCUUCUGACUCGUCAUCGUCAUCGCGCUCGAGCCGAGGAUCGGAUGGCUUCCCAAGGCGAGGGACCGGUGACGCACGGCCAGGAGAUGCGUCUCCGCGGAUGACAUUUGGUCGAGGUCGCAGAGGAGCCAACCUCUCUUUGAAUGACCUCCUUUCCGAUCGGUCAGAUAAUGCGGAUCUCCGCAUUGGAAAGAUUGUGUCAAGGACGGCGCGGACGUGGUGGCAGCAUUGUUUUGAGGCCAGCGUUAUAAACGAUGGCAAUCUCGGCAGAAGCAUAUUUGCCGACAAAAACGUUCUGGGAGAAUGUAAGGGUCGAGGAUCGAGUUUCAAGAUGCUUAUCGCAUACGCACAACGACCAAUCGUCGAAACACGUCGGCGAACAAUGAGUGAGCCGGUUGUUCCGACGCUGGCUACAGCAGGAGGGAGAAAACAGCCUCAGCCAUCACCCAGCAAUCCACGCACAGCUUGA
Messenger RNA from Cladophialophora psammophila CBS 110553, 3834 nucleotides. RefSeq lists its product as uncharacterized. The coding region runs from base 1 to 3834 and encodes 1277 amino acids. The transcript has a single exon. Lineage: Eukaryota; Fungi; Ascomycota; Eurotiomycetes; Chaetothyriales; Herpotrichiellaceae. The record is from RefSeq and is a predicted model, not a curated record.